Molecule: messenger RNA, 14186 nt
Organism: Nerophis ophidion (straightnose pipefish)
Lineage: Eukaryota; Metazoa; Chordata; Actinopteri; Syngnathiformes; Syngnathidae
Gene: srrm3
Product: serine/arginine repetitive matrix 3
Exons: 14
Coding region: 244-2088 (614 amino acids)
Molecular function (GO): mRNA binding
Source: RefSeq, a predicted model, not a curated record
GCCAUGACACGGUGAGCUGUCCACUUCAGCACCACAGGCGAGCAAACAACUGCUCUUGUUGACGGACUAACGGAUCUAAUCAGCACCGAAGCCCGGGACAGCAAAUACAAUAAAUCAAAUAUAUCGCAUCGAAGAUAUAGCAUCAUACAUUUAGCAUCACAUACACGUCAACUGGGAACGCUUGACACCUACGGGGCUGAAGACUCCGGGAAAAGGUAGGAGAUUUGAAAGACUCCAGUUAUCAUGUACGAUGCAACAAGGGCGCCAUCUCCAAAGGACGGUUCAAAAGAGCUGACCAAGCCAUUGAUCCCUGCAGAAGGAACAGACGUGGGAACAACAACAGGAGAAGUUUUAACGCCAUCAACAACCGAACAUGCGAGAACUGAGGAAGGACAGUCUGCUGCAGAGGAGGAAAAACUUAAACCAGAGCCAGUUCUGGUGAAAAAGCCACAAAGAGAGAUACUGAACCAUGAGAGGAAGCGGAGGGUAGAGCUCAAAUGUAUGGAGCUCCAAGAGAUGAUGGAGGAGCAGGGGUACACCGAGGAGGAGAUUCGGCAGAAAGUGAACACGUUCAGGCAAAUGCUGAUGGACAAAGAAGGUGUCAUCACCAGAGAGGGCUCACAACCUUUGGUCAACCACUUGCACUACUACCCUGAAAAGUAUGAGGACGACGAUGAUUUGGUUGGCGAUGAAGGCGGAGAUUAUGCCUAUGAUGACCAUCACAGUGAUAACAGACAGCGGAAGAAAUCAAACAGUUCCCCAUCCACUUGUCCAAAGAAAAGAAAGAAGAAAUCCAGAAGAAAUCGGCUUGGCAGUUCAUCACCUACUCGCAGAGAGAAGAAGAAAAAGAGUGGGAAGAAACACAAACGUGACAGGUCUGCAUCUGGCUCCAGGAAAAAGAGGAGGUACAGGUCGGGAAGCCCGAAGGACAAACACAGAGACAGGAGCAAAGAUAAAAAGAGCUCCCCAGCGGAAACUCCCAGAAGGAGCCUACAGCGUCAAGGCAGCAUUUGCAGAAGCCGCAGUGCCUCCAUAUUGUCAUUGCGAAGCACCUCUAAGUCUCCCAGCAGAAUGAACUGCAAACAGAAGAAGGAUCGAAAGAAGGUAGCUUCAGUGUCCUCUGGCCCCAACAGUCCUACUGCUUGGCCCGAUGGCGACCACAUUCAGCGCAGUCACAAUGGCAAAGCUGGCAGACGCAACUACACUGAGGGCGAUAAGGUGCAAAAUAAGCUGCGAAUUUUGGCUCCUGGUUCUACUAGUAUCCAGUCCACUUUGCUGAAAGAACAGAAAGUCCACUGCAGGAGUCAAGGCGUGCAGCUGCGUGAGUCGAGCGAUGGUGAGAGUGUGGAUGACAAGGCUGCGGCUGUCGGUCACAGGUCAGGGAGAACACAGAACCAGCGAGAUCACAACAGGAACUCCUGCUCUCCCGCACGUAGCAGUGACUCGGCACACUCCCAGCACUCUCACACUCACAGAGGGAGGAGCCGGCAUCAAAGAAAGACAAAAAGUGGCCAUUCCACCAAACUUCACCAGCGUUCCGGUCGAAGUCAGGGAUACCAUCGCAGCCCAUCAACAUCUUCAGGCCGCCACUCGCACACGUCAGACAGAAAGAAGGAGGCAUCACGGAGCAAACAGAAAGCGAGACACCGUAGCAGCUCUUGGAGCAGCGAACGCUCCUGGGACCGUGGUGCCAGCAAGACCAGGGCUCCUAACGCAAGACAGAAUACCUCCAGAGAAAGGGACAGCCAGAACCGCUGUGACAGCGACACCGACAGCCGGGCCCGACGCCGCUCUCGGAGUUACUCGCCCAUUCGCAAACGGAGGAGAGAUUCACCCAGUUUCAUGGAGGCUCGCAGGAUUACCAGUGCCCGGAAACGUCCAAUCCCAUACUACCGGCCCAGUCCUUCAUCGUCCAGCUCCGACAGCAGUCCCUCGCGCAGCAGUCGCAGUCGGAGUCAUAGUUACAGCAGCUACAGUCGCAGCCGGAGCCCCAGCAGGAGCAUGAGUCCGAGUGGAAGCUGGAGUCGCAGCAGGAGUCGCUCUCACAGUUACUCCAGCCAGAGCAGUUCUGACAGCCCCGGCUUCUAAGGGGAAAGCCAAAAUGAAACAAAGGAGACUGCCAUCGGGUUUGUUAUCUAUUCCUUUACAUGGUCCAAACCACAACCACCACUGCAGUCUGUAUAUAUGUUUUGAUAAAAAUCAGAAAUUGCUACUUACUGUAAAUACAGUAAGAAUACUGUACACACAAGACCAACAUAUUUUUUUUAAUUUGGCAAAUGGGUAUCUUUUAGCUGGAAAUCAAACACAAGACUUUUAACACACUCUUAGACAUGGCUAUUUAAAAGAAAAAUGUUGAUUACAUUAGGCCAAGAAUGUCUAAACUACAUGACAACAGUUAUUAAAACGAAAGGAUAGGGAGAACUUUAGUGCAUUUUGUACAUAUUGGGCCUAAUCUACUUAAGGUUUGCUUGUAUUAAAAGUAGGGUUGUGCAUCUCUUUGUGACGGACGAUUCGUUACACAUCUACAUACAUAGGGAUUACGAUAUGAUUAAAAAACGCUGAAUUCUAAAAACAGAACAAUUUGAUAAGAUUUAAUAUAGUGUACAAAGGAUUCGAUAAGAUGCAAUACAGUGUACGUGACAUCAUCUCAUUUGCAUAAUUUAUGGUAAUGAUUAUCUAGUUAGCAAGAUGUUCUACUUUUGUCACAGAGAGACACACACGCACAUAGACGAUUCCGAGAUAAGUGACUAAGGCUGUGUACAGUAGGCAAAUCAAAUUAGGUGAUUUCUUUAUAGGUGAUUUAUUUAAGUGUGACAAUAAAGAAACAUUUGCGUUCAAAAUUCCACUCAAAACUUUUGGCUAGGAACUCAGAAAUUCAGACUUCCCAUUACAAAUGAAACACACCAUAAAUGUCCAGACGACAAAUGAUUUGCGCUUGCGCGAAACACUGCAAUCCCUUCACUGUGAGUUUCUCCGCUCUGCUCGCAACACCCGCCACUGCUCGUUAAUGACGCCUUUACCUCACACUCCAAGACUCAAAAAAGUCUCCAAAAACACCAAAAGAAGUAGCUAAAUUUGUCGCUAGUAGCUGUUGAUCAAAAAAAGUAACAAAGAGGAUUGGAAAGUCACCAGAUUUAGCGACAAAGCCGCCGAGUUGGCAAAACUGUGCCCUGAGAACAACACCCUAGCAACAAGUUCUGGGCGCCCAUAAAAAAAGUUCUCCCUGAAGAACCCCCUGGCUUCAGUAGGAUAUGGUCAAAUAUUUAUGCUCUAAACAAUAUUUUGUAUGGUGUAUAAAUAAUAUUAAUGCCAUUUGAAAAAGGGUCACAAAGGCUCCUAAUUUGGCUGCUGACAUAUGAAGUAAUAUAUUAUCAUUUCCAUCCAUCCAUCCAUCCAUCCAUUUUCUUUCGUUUAUCCGAGGUCGAGUCGCGGGUCAGCAGCCUAAGCAGGGAAGCCCAGACUUCCCUCUCCCCAGCCACUUCGUCCAGCUCCUCCCGGGGAUCCCAAGGCGUUCCCAGGCCAGCCGGGAGAGAUAGUCUUCCCAAGGUGUCCUGGGUCUUCCCUGUGGCCUCCUGCCGGUCAAAAGUGCCUGAAACAUCUCCCGAGGGAGGCGCUUGUGUGGCAUCCUAACCAGAUGCCUGAACCACCUCAUCUGGCUCCCCUCGAUGUGGAGGAGCAGCGGCUUUACUUUGAGUUCCUCCCGGAUGGCAGAGCUUCUCACCCUAUCUCUAAGGGAGAGCCCAGCCACCCGGCGGAGGAAACUCAUUUCGGGCGCUUGUACCCGUGAUCUUGUCGUUUCGGUCAUUACCCAAAGCUCAUGACCACAGGUGAGGAUGGGAACGUAGAUUGACCGGUAAAUUGAGAUCUUUGCCUUCCGGCUCAGCUCUUUCGUCACCACAACGAUCGAUACAGCGUCCACAUUACUGAAUACGCCGCACCGAUUCACCUGUCAAUCUCACGAUCCACUCUUCCCUCACUCGUGAACAAGACUCCGGGGUACUUGAACUCCUCCUCUUGGGGAAAGAUCUCUUCCCUAACCCGAAGAUGGCACUCCACCCUUUUCCGGGCGAGAACCCUGGACUCAAGACUUGGAGGUGCGGAUUCCCAUCCCAGUCGCUUCACACUUGGCUGCAAACCGAUCCAGUAAGAGCUGAAGAUCUUGGCCAGAUGAAGCCAUGAGGACCACAUCAUCUGCAAAAAGCAUAAAAGUAAUCCUGCAGCCAUCAAACCGGAACCCCUCAAUGCCCUGACUGCGCUUAGAAAUUCUGUCCAUAAAAGUUAUGAACAGAAUCGGUGACAAAGGAGUCCAACCCUCACUGGAAACGUGUCCGACUUACUGCCGGCAAUGCCGACCAAGCUCUGACACUGAUCAUAGAGGGAGCAGACCGCCACAAACAGACAGUCCGAUACCUCAUACUCUCUGAGCACUCCCUACAGGACUUCCCGGCGUACACAAUCAAAUGCCUUCUCCAAGUCCACAAAGCACAUGUGGACAUGUUGGGCAAACUCCCAUGCCCUCAAGGACCCUGCCGAGAGCAUAGAGUUGGUCCACAGUUCCACGACUAGGAUGAAAACCACACUGUUCCUCCUGAAUCCGAGGUUCGACUAUCCGGCGUAGCCUCCUCUCCAGUACACCUGAAUAGACCUUACUGGGAAGGCUGAGGAGUGUGAUCCCACGAUAGUUGGAACACACCUUCCGGUUCCCCUUCAUAACUCUUUAUGAAGGGGAACCGGAAGGUGUGUUCCACCACCCCGGUCUGCCAAUCCAGAGGUACUGCCUCCGAUGUCCACGCGAUGUUGCAGAGUCUUGUCAACCACAGCACAGCAUCCAGAGCCUUAGAACUUCGGGCCGCCGAGGAGCUUUCUAACUUCCUCGGCAAUCUCAGCCCCAGAAAUAGGAGAGCCCACCUCAAAUUCCCCAGGCACAUCAUUCUCAUAGGAAGAGGUGUUGGUAGGGUUGAGGAGGUCUUCGAAGUAUUCCCUCCACCGAUCCCCACCAUACACGGUGUUGACAUGCAACACCUGGACUCAAUGUAGAGCGCCUCCCUCGUGACAUGUUCAAAGUUCUUCCGGAAGCGGGAAUUGAAACUCUCUCUGACAGGAGACUCUGCUAGGCAUUCCCAGCAAACCCUCACAAUGCGUUUGGGCCUGCCAGGUCUGUCCAGCAUCCUCCCCCACCAUUGCAGCCAACUCACCACUAGGUGGUGAUCGUACACUCUCUUCACCCGAGUGUCCAAAACAUUAGACCGCAAAUCCGAUGACACAACUACAAAGUUGAUCGUGGAAUUGCGGCCUAAGGUGUCCUGGUGCCAAAUGCACAUAUCGACACCCUUAUUUUUGAACAUGGUGUUCGUUAUGGACAAUCUGUGACGAGCACAAAAGUCCAAUAACAAAACACCACUCAGGUUCAGAGCCGGGCGACCAUUCUUCUCACUCACGCCUCUCCAGGUCUCACUGUCGUUGCCAAUAUGAGCGUUGAAGUCCCCCAGUAGAACGAGGGAAUCACCCAGGGGGAGCACUCUCUAGUACUCCCUCGAGUGAAUCCAACAAGAGUGGGUACUCUGAGCUGCCGUUUGGCGCGUAAUCGCAAACAACAGUCAAGACCCGUCCCCCCACACGAAGGCGGAGGAAAGCUACCCUCUCGUCCACUGGGUUGAACUCCAACCUGCAGGCUUUGAGCAAGGGGGCAACAAGAAUUGCUACCCCAGCCCGUCGCCUCUCACCGCUGGCAACGCUAGAGUGGAAGAGAGUCCAGACCCUUUCGAGAGAACGGGUUCCAGAGCCCUGGCUGUGCAUGGAAGUGAGUCCGACUAUAUCUAGCCGGAACUUCUCCACCUCGCGCACUAGCUCAGGCUUCUUAUCCCCCAGCGAGGUGGCGUUCCACGUCCCAAGAGCUAGCUUAUGUAGCCGAGGAUCAGGCCACCAAGUGCCCUGCCUUUGGCUGCCGCCCAGUUCACAUUGCACCCGACCUUUAUGGCCCCUGCAAUGGGUGGUGAGCUCAUUGGAGGAGGGACCCACAUUGCCUCUUCGGGCUGGGCCCCAUGGCCCAUUAGGCACUCGCCUUCGUGGUGACCCACAUCCGGGCGAGGAAAAUCUCGGUCCUUCGUCUGUAUUUUUCAUAGAAGUCUUCGAGCUGCUCUUUGUAUGAUCCCUCAUCUAGGACCAGUUUGUCUUGGGAGACCCUACCAGGGAGCAUAAAGCCCCCAGACAACAUAGCUCCUAGAAAAAAUUGUGACACGCAAACUCCUCCACCACAAUAAGGUGGCAGCUCUGAGAGGAGAUAUUAUCAUUUCCUCUAUUUAAAAAAAUCAAAAAUGCUACGUGUUAAUUUACUGUUCAUAGCUACUUAUUUUCAGUUGAAACACAGUUGUAUCUACACUUCUUUUAGGAUGUAAUACACUUUUUCUUCAGGUUUUUUUUCGAUAAUUUGCAUUAGUUUGGGGUGACAGUAUUGGUCACACCAAUACUGAUACUUUACAUUUUCAAGAUCACUAAAUAAUAAAAUUUUUGAUGACAGUUAUAAUCAGACAAAAACACAAGAUCGAGGUGUAAUUAUUUCUUACGGUUGGCUCUGAUUUAAAUAAUUUGAUUUUGCCCUUAAAGUUCUACUGUGUCUAGGGACCUAUUUACUGAGUUUAUAAACAAAAACGAUGCAGAUUUCUGGAUAUCGAUAUUGAUCUUACAUUGUAGUAUUGACCAAAUGGUACUUGGUAUCAUUACUAUUAAUGUGUUGAUCUGCCCACCGCUGUAAGCUCCAUUUUACCUGUUAGCACCGGUUAGCUUGGCUUAUUGUAUCUUCCAAAAACGAGUAGUGUAGCAUGUUUACCAGUUCUCGUCUUUCAGUGAUACUUGCAACAAACGUAUCCUUUUUUCUGCCAUGGCGGCGAGGAUUGCUGACUUAUAAGCAGCUUUUCACUGGGACGGACGUUAGCUGCUAGCUUGCUAGCAAAUGCACAUCCGGUGCAAUACCAGGUCCAUGUUUCUACACUCGAUUAACCUAAAAAUAUAUAUAUUUUUAAAAAGUACUGUUUUUUACCGUUUAAAGUGGCUUCUGUCAGCCAAAUCGCUCACUUGUCAAACCGAAUAGCUGGUCACAUCGGUUUAUCUCUCACAACCCUAUUUAAAACACAAGCAAACUUAUAACACCCAAAGUUGAUCUACUACAGUCGUGCACAGAGGGUUGCGUCUCUAAAGUGAGCAGAAUAAGGAACGGAAUCCAUUUUGCUUAUUUGUCUUUAUGAAUAUAUAGAAUAUACAGUAUGCAGCAACAAUACUGAGAGGAGUAGAUGCAAAUAUGACUAUUCAGCUCACACAGUGGUAACUGUCCUGACUGAUUAGUGUUCUAUCGGAAUUGUAUUGCGGCUUUAUUUGGUACGUAUGAAAUAUGUGUGGAAACUUUCACAGUUACGCACAAGAGUCUCUCUUGUCUGUAGAUGAGGAUUCUAUAUUGCAAAGUAAGUGUUACAGAUUAUAGAUGCUUGUUCAACAGCAUCACACACAGGUUGGAGACCAUGAUAACAUGAAUUUGGAGGGAAAUUAAUGUUUCCAUGGUCACACUAUGCACAAAAAACAACCUCUACACCACUUUUGCACUUGUUAUCAAUUUUACAAGCAGUGUAGUAGUUCACACACAACGCACCCACUAAUAAUACGGAAAAUGUUAUACUGUAGUUUGCGCUAAACAAAACCUGAUAUACGGAUCUUAGUAGCUCAGGCCCUAAAGAUGCUAUUACAAUCCAUUGUAAGCCAAACUAAAUUAUCUGACGAAUGAAAUCAAUCAAUCAAUCAAUGUUUACUUAUACAGCCCUAAAUCACUAGUGUCUCAAAGGGCAAAGAAAACUCACACCCAGUGGGACGUCGGUGACAAUGAUGACUAUGAGAACCUUGGAGAGGAGGAAAGCAAUGGAUGUCGAGCGGGUCUAACAUGAUACUGUGAAAGUUCAAUCCAUAAUGGAUCCAACACAGUCGCGAGAGUCCAGUCCAAAGCGGAUCCAACACAGCAGCGAGAGUCCCGUUCACAGCGGAGCCAGCAGGAAAACAUCCCAAGCGGAGGCGGAUCGGCAGCGCAGAGAUGUCCCCAGCCAAUACACAGGCGAGCAGUACAUGGCCACCGGAACGGACCGGACCCCCUCCACAAGGGAGAGUGGGACAUAGGAGAAAAAGAAAAGAAACGGCAGAUCAACUGGUCUAAAAAAGGAGUCUAUUUAAAGGCUAGAGUAUACAAAUGAGUUUUAAGGUGAGACUUAAAUGCUUCUACUGAGGUGGCAUCUCGAACUUUUACCGGGAGGGCAUUCCAGAGUACUGGAGCCCGAAAUGAAAACGCUCUAUAGCCCACAGACUUUUUUUGGGCUUUGGGAAUCACUAAUAAGCCGGAGUCCUUUGAACGCAGAUUUCUUGCCGGGACAUAUGGUACAAUACAAUCGACAAGAUAGGAUGGAGCUAGGCCGUGUAGUAUUUUAUACGUAAGUAGUAAAACCUUAAAGUCACAUCUUAAGUGCACAGAAAGCCAGUGCAGGUGAGCCAGUACAGGCGUAAUGUGAUCAAACUUUCUUGUUGUCAAAAGCCUAGCAGCCGCAUUUUGUACCAACUGUAAUCUUUUAAUGCUAAACAUGGGGAGACCCGAAAAUAGUACGUUACAGUAAUCGAGACGAGACGUAACAAACGCAUGGAUAAUGAUCUCAGCGUCUUUAGUGGACAGAAUGGAGCGAAUUUUAGCGAUAUUACGGAGAUGAAAGAAGGCCGUUUUAGUAACGCUUUUAAAAUGUGUGACUCAAAGGAGAGAGUUGGGUCGAAGAUAACACCCAGAUUCUUUACCGUGUCACCUUGUUUAAUUGUUUGGUUGUCAAAUGUUAGAGUUGUAUCAUUAAAUAGAGGUCGGUGUCUAGCAGGACCGAUAAUCAGCAUUUCCGUUUUUUUGCCGUUGAGUUGCAAAAAGUUAGAGGACAUCCAUUGUUUAAUUUCAUUAAGACACGCCUCCAGCUGACUACAAUCCGGCGUGUUGGUCAGCUUGUAGAGUUGGGUGUCAUCAGCAUAACAGUGAAAGCUAAUACCGUAUUUGUGUUUUUGAUAUUGUAUCUUAUUAAUAAAUAUAUAUUUGUAUUUUUAGAAUAUGCCUAGGGCCAAUGAAAAACGAGCUACUUGUUGAAAAUAUCUGAAUUUCCGGUAGGCAUACCAGGAAAAAGAUUAACAUGAUGCACUCAAAACAUGCAGUUAAGUUUGUGUAGUUCCCCCCAGUGUGCUCUUUAUAUCUUAUUUCAAAUAUUUUCAUAUCCUCCGUCUUUGUCUUGACAACAAACAGUAAUAAAUUCAUAGGAAUAAGCUUUAAUGCGAUCAAACAUAUUUUUAAAUAAACGCAAGGUGGACAAAAUAACAUUUUGACACGCUAAAAGACAGCUGCUACUCUUUAUACUUAUUUUAUAAUUAUAAUGUCAUUUGACAGAACACCAGCCCACGGUUGAGCUUUGUAAAGUUCAGUUCAGUUUCAGUUUAUUUCGAACAUGCAUAAAAUACAAUGUAAUGCAUUACAUGUUUCCAGUUGUUUCAAGACAGCAAGUCGGAAAAGGAGGGUGAAAAUUAUUUUCUUUAAAUUAAACUUUCAGAUUCAGAUUGAUUUUUUUUGAAGAAAUAUACAGUUUAUACUUUGUAAUUAUUUAUUUAUUUAUUUAUUUAUUAUUUUCCAGGACAUUUUUCCCAUUCAAAUAGUGUUCUUAGACUGUUGACUCUUCCAGCUGAAAGAUACUGUUUAGCACAUCAAAACUUAUUUUAAAAAAACGGUUUGGCCCCAGUAUGAUUUGAUGAUUAAUUGUGCAAAAUAUUCAAGGGAAUAAGUCAGCACCAUCAUUGAUCUGACUGAGCACUUUGAACAAACUGUUUGUUGACACUUUCUUCAUCAUCUUCCAUAAAUUAACCAAAAACUACAUCAACAGCAAAAAACAUGUUGAAUAUAUACAUUACAUUUGUACGUUUGUACAUUAGCAGCAGGUGCCGAGAAAAAUAUACUUUUUCCCUCACUUCCUGGAAGCAUCGAGGUAAAUCACUUUUUAUUUGAUUGUGUGAAUGCUCCAAAGCAUUCAGACAUAUGCUUUUCUACACCAAAAUUCAUCUAUUUAUUAAUAUAAUUUUGGCGCACUCCCACAUUUUUCAUCCAAUUUAAACCAUUCCAACUUCAAAAUAUUCAGCUUGUUCGAGAACUGUGUGCUCUCCUUCAACCAUCCUACAACAAAUCCUUGGUUUCCAAGAAUUCCGUUUUUAGGGGCAUUGUCCCCAUUCAAAAUGAAUUGUCCAUUUUUCAAACUUCAAGAAUUUCCGCAAUUUUCAACUGGUUCAAAUCAUUAAGUACAUUUGACUCGUUCUAUACAUUCAAACUACCAUUGUUAAUGUUUCCAGGAAUCCCUGUUUUUUUCUAACCUGAUUUCCAAACUUUUUUCGUUCGACGACUCCCUUCACAUUUUUAAACCCAUUUCAUCCGUUGCACUGUCAAAACAUUCAUCUUACUCGGAACAAACAAUACAUGUUGGUUUAGGAAUUAGAUUAAUCCCCAGUUUUUCCGAAAUUCCAUGAAUUCUGUAGAACCAUUUCUCAAUUAAAAAAACUUGUAUUAUUUAUCAGUCAAUUACUCUUUCUUGACCGAUUUUAACAAUGUCAAACCAACACAUUCCGCUCAUUCAGGACAUUCAUGCUAUAAUCAUUUUCAAAAUAAAUCCCAGUUUUCCCGAAAUCCCCAAAUUUCCAGGAAGUUCCCGCUGAAAUGGAUGGGACAUUUUUUAAACUUCAACAAUUCCAACAUUUUUCAACCUAUUCCAACCAUUCCAACAUUAACACAUUCCAACAUUAACACAUUCCACUCAUCCUGGACAUUCAAACCAACACUUUCCCAAGUUCCAAACCAAAUUCCAGUUUUCCUGGAAGUUCAAAAAUUCCUGGAAUUCUGUAACACUAUUAUUCAAUUAUAAAUUGUCACUAGAAACAAAUUUCUUAACCAAUUUAGCUCAUUUAGGAAAUUCCUGCUAUUUUUCGCCUUCAAGAAAUUCCCAAAUUAUCAGGAAAUUCACACUGAAAUGAACAGGACAUUUUUCCAAGUUCCACAAGUGCCACAUUUCUCAAUUGAUAUAAUUGGUUCUCACACCAACAUAUUCAGCUCAUGAAUUGUAUUACAUGGCGCCAUCUUAGAAGUAUGCUAAUGUUCCCCUGUCAGUAUGCUUAUGUUUACUUGCUAACGUUUUAUGCUAGCAUUUGAUCUAAUUUCUUAAUUUUUAACAUAAUAGUCAUGUAUUUCUCUAAUUGGCGCCAUCUUAAAAGUAGCAAGCCUUUCACUUGUUACUGUGCUCAUGUUAGCACGCUAACAUUUUAAGCUUGCAGUUUAGCAAUUUUUUAAUGUUUUUAAACCUAAUAAUAACGUAUUUUGUUACUUUGUGCCAUCUUGGAAAUAUGUUAGCUAUUUCCCUGUUAUCAUCCCAAUGUUUACAUGCUAACAAUUUAUGCUAACAUUUGCUCUCAUGGAUUUUGGUACUUGGCGCCAUCUUAAACAUAUAAUAAAUAGCCUUCCAUCUGUUAGCAUGCUAAUUUUAGCAUGUUAAUAUUAGUAUGCUAACAUUUUAGCUAAUGUUGUACUUUUUAACCUAAUAAGCAUGUAUUUCAUCACUUGCCUUCUUCUUAAAAGUAUGUUAGCUCUUCAACUGUUAGCAUAUUAAUGUAAGCAAGCUAGGAUUUUUUUAUAGCCUUUUAGCCGAUAUUGUACAUUGUAAACCUAAUAAUCAUGGAUAUUGUCACUUGGCUUUAUGUUACAAGUAUGCUAGCUGUUCCCCUGUUAGCAUGCUGAGUUUUUAUGCCUGCAUUUUAGUUAAUGUGUAACAUUUAGAGCUAAAAUGGAUAGAUUCUGUUACUUUGCAACCUUUUGAAGUAUGCAAACUCUUCUAACUAUACCAACAUUUAGCAUUUCAAAAUUCAUACUACAUUUCAGUACAGUUUUUGCUCUUCACCUCCCAAACUAUUGUAUCCUUUAAUCUAUUUAAAUCUACUUGUAUUUCGCUUUAGCGUCAGUUCUUCAAGAUUCAAACCAUUUCAACCUUUAAAAAAUUUCAACAUUCAAACCCUUAUUGCAUUCAUCCUACAUUCUGUUACCAAGUCAGCGUCUGCUCUCUUUCUUUCAAACCAUUUCAACUUUCAAACGUAUUAUUAUUUCAAACUUACAUUCAUUUUAUAUUCCAUCAGUAUUUCAGUUCAACUUCAGCAUUGGAGCAUUCACACGCAAUUCCUUAAGGGAAUUGCCUCAUUUAGCUUAAUUGUGUAGGUGUGACAGUCUAGAUGGCUGGGUAAACUAUGCACUGCAUCUAUUCCAUUGAGUUUCAUUGUAUGAGACAUCAAACAGUGUCACUUUUCACACUUGUCAUGUUUGCCAUGGGUCAAGCCAACUUCAAUGCAAUUCAUCAGGACCCUGGAGUGUAACAAACAAGUUCUCUGCAAGUGAAGUCUGGUGCAGUUCAGUUCACUUGCGCUUUAUUGCAAACACUAUAUGGACCAAAGAUUAUUGUUUAAAAAAAAAAGCAUGCAGAAAGGACAAAUAUGUCCAGUGAGAGGAACGCAUUAGAAGUGUCUCUGUACUUUAGAAGCAUUUUGUGAAAUCUAAAAUGGUUAAUAUGGCAGACUAUAUCAAUAACAUACCUAUUUAACCCAGAAUAUUGGCAUAUUAUGUUAUUAAAGCUGCCCGAUUAAGUCCCUACUUUAUACAUAAUGUUAUCUACGGUGCUGCUUUUAGUCCUAUUUCAAAAAUAUACUGAAAUCUUUGUUGAACAGUACCAAACCACAAUUGUGCAAGCAGCCUCAUAGGAUGUGCUCGCCACUUUACUAAUAUGGUAUGCCAGCCACCCACAUACGUACGCAGGUAGAUUAGACAUUGAUUAAUAUAACUAUUCCCUAUUGAAGUAUAGUCAUUCUGCUGAUUAUUCUUUUUGGUUGAUAUAGAAUUUGUGUUUGCGUGCUUACGUGCGUGCGUGUGUGUUUGCAUGAGCGUGUGACAGAUGAUGGGGCGGCCUUGGCACUAUUCAGUAAAACUUGCAAAAUGCUCCAUGCACAUGUUUUUUUUUUUAUGUGAAUGUACUGUAUUAUUUAUUGAUAUAUUUAUUUAUUUAUUGUUCUAUUUAUUAAGUAUUUAUUGAAUCUUGCUUUGAGAUUGCUGCAGAAGUCUUUCCACGUUGAUGUGUACCGUAUGUGUCCAUGAUGUUUUCAUUUUGAUUGAUGAACAUGGUGUGGGUUACUGGUUUGAUUCCAGCUUCCGCCAUCCUCGUCACUGCUGUUGUGUCAUUGGGCAGCACACUUCACCCACCUAGCUCCCAGUGCCACCCACACUACUUUAAAUGUAGCUUACAAAAGGUAGAUAAUGGGUUUCACAAUAUAAAAAGAGCUUUGAGUCUUGAGAGAAAAAGCGCUUUAUAAAUAUGAUUCACUUCACGCUUGUAUUUUUAAGAUGAUUAUGGGCCCAACCCCUGACUGUUUAUUUGUUUUGGUAUGUCAAUGGUUCAAUCCAAGAUGUUGUUACUUUCAGAGGAACAGAUAUAAGUAAAUUUGUUUCCAAGGACACCAUUUGAUGGUGCAUGGACAAAAGUAUUGGCACAAAACUCUUGCUUCAAAUCAAGGUCCAUAAAAACAUGCCAAGUUUGGGAUAACCUAUUUAAACGGGACCAAAUGUGAUCUGUAACCUCAGGAUUAAUUGGGAAAUUGCACAGACUUAAUGGUGACCCAGUACUUUUGUCUAUAAAGUAGCAAUGCUCUGAAAGUUUGCACACUGAAAAGUUUUGUCCGAAAAUGGCCCAAAACUGCCUUUUCGACUUUUGGCUGAAAGACUUAUCAGCGAAACAGCACUACUGAACCAGGAUGUCGCAAUGACCUCAGCAAGAAACACGCGAUUGUCUGGAGUGGAGGCAACAUGUCUGACAUUUGGACAUACAUCAAUAUGUCUGAAAGGGUUACGUCUGGGUUAUCUCAAGAUCACUUAUUCCCUGAUUUUGUUUUCAAUCAAAAUAUGUGUAUGUAUGUAUAUAUUUAUUUUUUUGUCUUUUUUUUUUUCAAAACCAGUUUUCCAACCUGUUGAUUCAUUUCUAAUAUAGCACUGCCCCUUUGAUCCAUUGUGUCUUUUGUAGUGUACACGUUCAUACUACUGACAAUAAACUGAAAAAAAAUGGGCAAAAUAA